UUUGUCCAGUGGCAUCAAAUGAACUUGGGUCACGCAUGCCGCCUUUGAACUCAUACUGAGAAACAAAAUGAGAUUAUAUUUUUUUUAGCUUCUCAUAAAAUAGAUGUAAUCUCGUUUCACCUACAAUGAUGGGCGUCGGUAAAAUAUUCGCUUCAUGAAAUCACUUUUGCUUUUUUUUUUUUUUUUUUUUUGUCUAUCUGUUUACAAAAGUAGCGCAAGAGAGGAAGAACAGCACAUAUGUUAUUGUCAGUCCAAAGCAACGGCGGGGUCGGUGCCAAGGCGGGCAAAGAGCGACGGUCUCGUGGUCUCGCUGUCUCAGUCCUCCACCUGGUUUUGCGAAGUGUGUGUGUUCCGCGGUGCUUCUCGACGCCCAGGGUAUUGUUGUGGCCGAAGGAGAAAAUCUCGAUUCGACUGGUAUAUUUGUUCUUACUAUGAGAGGAUGAUCUUUGCUGACACCGCGUGUUUGAAAGAGGCAUCUCUGAGGCGAUCUCUCUCCAGCCGUACUUGAGAAAUGAAUGCGGAGAGCGAGUGGUGGUGGGCGUGGUCAGGAGCUGCGGGCGGCGCGUGGGCGGCAGUGGUGUGCGUGGUGGUGGUGAUGGGCGGCGCCGUCAAUGUCGCUGUGGUCAUCCACUGGGCGACGUCCCGCCCCUCGCACGACUCGCCCUCGGCAGCCCUUCCGUGCGUGGACCUUCUCCUCUGCGUCCUGGCCGCCCCGCUUCGCUACGCCCACGCCCCGCCCAUCCCCACGCCAGCGGGCUCUCGCCUGGUGGCCGAGGCUACCCUGGCGCCACAGAACACCUCCGGAGGCGCACUGCAGCUCAACGCCACGGGCGCGGCGGCCAACGCGAGUGCACCGGGCACGGACUGGGAGGCGCCGCCCGGCCCCCCAGGGCCCGGCACCAGCCUGGCGCACGCCGUGGUAGUGGGCGUGUGCCUCACGUCCCUGCACGUCGUGGUCAUCGUGGCACUGCAUCGCCUCACGCUGCUGCUGAGGUGCUCCGCCCGCGGCCGCAAGCCCUUCCGCUUUGCGUCGCCGCUGCCGGUGCUGGCGGUAGCUCUCGCGGCGGCGGCGGCGCUGGUGGGGGGACUUCACGCCACGGGGCGCUUCACGGACAUGUUCCCUCUGCUGGGCGUCUCGAGGCCCCGGCCUCCUGGCGCCCCGCCGCCGCCACUGGUGGUGGGCUUCCUGUCCUACGUGGCAGGUCUGUGCGGCGCCACCACGCUCUGCUACCUGACCAUCAUCACCGCCCUCAUCCACCAAGAGCGCAGCCAGGCCGUGGCCGCAGCGCCACUCCCCGAAUUUUCGGGCCCGCCCUCCUACAGCAGCGUCAGCAGCCCAGGCCCUUCCACAGACUCCGGCGUCGCAGGGCCCGGUCACGGCGGCCAUGGGCUGGCGCUCAGGGCAUGCAUUACGGUGUUGUCAGUGCUGGUCACGCUGUCUGUGUGUUGGGCAGUCCCCGUCUGUCUAGCACUCUACGCCCUGCUCAGCGAGGCGCCCAUGACACCGUCGCUGCCCUACAGCGAUGCCCUCCUCCUGCUCUCGGGCUUGGUUCACCCCUUCGUGUACGGCGAGGGCUGGGCGGCCGUGGCAGCGUGCGUGACCGGGUUGCGGCACGGCGUGGUCGCCACCAGUUACCGCGUGGGCCUCGCCUCGCGCCCUCGAUCACGAAUGCAUCUGUCUGACCUGCCAAGUGAUAGCGGUGGCGGCGGUAGAACCUGGCAGAGCUCAGUCGAGUGCUGUUGGCCGUGCCGGAGCCAUGGGGCACAGGCAUCUACUGAAGAAGCCACGUUCAACAUCAUUCCUCUCCGCCUAACGUCACGCCAUCAGACAGACACAUAACACAUACUGUGUCAAUUAUUUGUGGUCUUGGAUCAUAAAGUGAAUGGUAGCCAAAGAUAUUGAGCGUGUAUAAAUGCCGUAUUUUUCAGAAGGGUGUGCGGGUGUUUACAUAUUGUUAGCUUACGGGUGUUAAUAUUCUGGCAAACACCAGUCUGUAUAUGCGUGGGUCAAGAUAUUUCAAAGCAGUUGCGUCGGCAUCUGAGGUCACUGACAGUGUCAUAAUUUCGAACUCGCAUCAACAUGUGCACUUCAAUGAAACCCGCCUGCACGAGCGGGCAUGAUCGGCAGGUCCCGAAAAGGUGACGUCACAAACGAAAAACAAGAGAACUUGUUUACCAAGUGAGCACCUGUGACGUCACCUUUCUUGUGUCGACCCAUGAUGCACGUGCGUGUGGGCAGUCGUGAACGCAACGUAAUUGUGUGUUUGACAUCUGAAUGUAAACUUUUCAGUUAAUUUCUUCUGCAAGUCUUUUUGGAAUUUUUAACCAAUUGACGGUUUACCUUUUCAUCAUCUAUUCAUUAUUGAUCAUCUGAGUAUCCAUUUCAUAAUCUCAUUUAAUAAAUAUUCAAAAAAUUUUCUUCUUUGUAUUUCCUUUAAUAACUGUGGGUAAAUGACCAUAGCUUUGUUCAUCAAGUAUUUGAAGGAUUCACUUUAAACUUUUACAGCACGCUGUGUAACGAAUGGGUAAUGGUUAGCCAAAUGGGCGACUAAUGAAAAACUGAUUUAACCCAAAUAAGGAAAUCAACGACUGGGUCAAAAAUAACCAUGCCCAUGUUUAUAUAAAUAUAUAUAGUGACACUUGAUUUGUGUUUUUUUGUACUUGUCAACCAUAAGUAUAUUUAUUUAAAUGUUAACAACAUGAAGGAUA
Messenger RNA from Penaeus monodon (black tiger shrimp), 2709 nucleotides. RefSeq lists its product as uncharacterized. The record is from RefSeq and is a predicted model, not a curated record. The transcript is spliced from 2 exons. NCBI's taxonomy places the organism in Eukaryota, Metazoa, Arthropoda, Malacostraca, Decapoda, Penaeidae. Bases 512 to 1840 code for a protein of 442 amino acids.